UGAGGUUGGCAAUAGCUAAAGGCCAAAACCCUAAUCUCCCAAAACCCUAAUAUCAAUCUGCACUCUGAUCCACAAUGGCAAGAGCCAUUUCCACUUCGUGCGCACGCUUCACGAUGCGCCUUCUCUCCACUCCCACCACGUUACCCAAACUCCCUUCGCUCUCAUCGCGUCGAUUUCUCUUUCCAUUGUCCCAUGCCGUCAUCCCUCCGCUCCCUUCAUCCGUUCGAUUCGCCGGAAUCCGGUGCCGAGUUAAUCGCGCCGGCGACUCGGCCUACUCGCCGCUGAACUCGGGGUCGUCGUUCAGCGACCGGCCUCCGACGGAGAUGGCCCCUCUCUUCCCCGGCUGCGACUACAAUCACUGGCUCAUCGUCAUGGACAAGCCCGGGGGCGAAGGCGCCUCCAAGCAGCAAAUGAUCGAUUGUUACAUUCAAACCCUCGCCAAAGUUGUUGGAAGUGAAGAGGAAGCUAAGAAGAAGAUUUACAAUGUUUCCUGCGAGAGGUACUUUGGAUUUGGGUGUGAGAUUGAUGAGGAGACGUCUAAUAAGCUCGAAGGGUUACCUGAUGUUCUUUUUGUUCUCCCUGAUUCGUAUGUUGAUCCUGAGAACAAGGACUAUGGCGGUGAGGAUUUAACGUUUUUGUUUGUUUUAUUCUUCAGUUUUUGUUUCACAAUUUUUAUUGUUGUUUUAAUUGCUAGUGGAGGCUAUAUUUUGGAACUAAUUUGGGUUUAUGGCUUGAGGCUACCUUCUCUGUUCAGUCUGUUGUAGUGAUUGGUGAUUUUUACCUGUAUGUUUCCAAUAUAAGAUUUGCGCUAAUUGAUCUGGUCACAUGUUUCUACUUACUGUUUUGUAUGCUGCAUAGAAAUGCUUUUUGGUGAAAAAUAUGGUAUUUUUUAAUCUUGUCAAUGAUGUGUAAUGUGUACUUCUAAAUCUGAUUAUCUGAUUAUUUGAUGCUUCGUAUCUAUUGUAUUUUGAUCAUUUUCAUCUUAUGUGCUAAAUGCAGACUAUGUGAUUGUCUGUUUGACAGACACAUUAUCAGUCCAAGCUGAAAAAAGCUAAAUUAACUUGCUUACUAGGUCUAGCUUACAAUAUAUGGACUUACAUUAAAUGUCUCUCUUGACUGUUCUGUGCUUUUUAUACUUAGUGAAGAUGCAGAUCAGUAGAGAUGAAACAUGCCUGUUAUCAGUUUUUUAUGGAGUUUUCAUUAUUCCUCUUUUUAACUUGCGGAGAUGAAUUGUUUCCGAUAUGAAUAAAAAUCAGUAGUCUGCAUCUACUACCUUCUUUUUAGGUUGCCCACGUCUAUGUGUGUGCUUGGUGGAAUUUUAUUCCAUUCCCCAUGAAAUGUUUGCAUCCUGUUUAAAACUUUAUUGAAAUAAUUUAGAGCUUUCUGAGCUGCAGACUUAGGAGAUUAAUGUUUAUUAUAGUUUGUGAGGGUUUCCUUCUUGUCCUGUUCUCCCUUUAUCAGCAGUCCAUCUUGGCAAAGCUAAAAACUCUUGAUGGGCAAUGACUAGCUUUGAAUGCUAAUGGACUCACAUAAAAACUCUUUCCAAUCCUGUUCUGUUGCUUCACAAAUUUAUGGAGUUUUAGAAUCAUUGGAGUUGAUACAUAAAAUCACCUGAUAUGCCUUCUCUCUUGAGGCUAAUUAUGCUAGUUUUCUUUGUCUUUUUACUAAAUUAAGUUUAGCUUUUAUUUCUUGAUUGUCUUGAUCUGUAGAAUGAGAAGAUCAUCAUUUGUAUUUGGAAUUUCUUGUCCAAAUAAAAUGAUUAUCAUAUUAUUCCGGUUCUAGUGACAAACUCAUGCAAGUUAACACUAAUGAUGUAGAAUGUGUUUAAUAGAAGUCCAUCUUGGCAAAGCUACUAACUCCUUGAGUAAUGUCUAGCUUUGAAUGCUAAUGGACUGACAUAGAAUUUCCCUCCUCCUGUUCUGUUAUUUCACUAAUCAUGGAGUUGCAGAAUCAUUGGAGCUGAUACAUAAAUUACUCAACAUUAUCUCUUCUCCAGGCCCAUAAUGCCUUCCCCCCCCCUACAAAUUAGGGUUUGAGUUGUGGUAAUCAAAUUUAGUUGUAUCUUGUUACUGCAAAUGCUAUGUAGCAGCAGUUUUUAGGCCUUUGUGUUUUAUAUUCAUGCAAUUAUUGAGCAUUUCUUAGUUCUCUUAUCUUUGUAUUACACUUUUACUUUUAUUUGCUAAUUGUUGGUGCGGCCUACUUGCAUUGGUAUGUACACAGCAAAGACUCCUGCCUUUUAUCUUGGCUGUUGGAUGAUCUAGUGAGAGAAAUCAAUUUUCAGGUUCUUAUAGGGUCCAGUCAUCUGAGCACAUAUCCAUUGCAUAUCAGCAGUUCCUUUUGGCAAUCUAGCUUUGAAUACUGAUGC
Abrus precatorius (Indian licorice) is the source of this 2365-nucleotide messenger RNA. Its product is annotated as multiple organellar RNA editing factor 2, chloroplastic-like. The record is from RefSeq and is a predicted model, not a curated record. Gene Ontology annotation, biological process: cytidine to uridine editing; mitochondrial mRNA modification. NCBI's taxonomy places the organism in Eukaryota, Viridiplantae, Streptophyta, Magnoliopsida, Fabales, Fabaceae. The coding region runs from base 75 to 764 and encodes 229 amino acids. Gene Ontology annotation, cellular component: mitochondrion. The transcript has 3 exons.